UGAAUGCAGGGUCCUGGGAGACCAGAUAUAGUGAAUGUAGGGUCUGGAGAGGCAAGAUAUAGCAAAUGCAGGGUCUAGGGAGACCAGAUAUAGUGAAUGCAGGGUCUGGGGAGGCCAGAUAUAGUGAAUGCAGGGUCCUGGGAGACCAGAUAUAGUCAAUGCAGGGUCCGGGGAGACCAGAUAUAGUGAAUGCAGGGUCCUGGGAGACCAGAUAUAGUCAAUGCAGGAUCUGGGAAAGCCAGAUAUAGUGAAUGCAGGGUCUGGGGAGACCAGAUAUAGUGAAUGCAGGGUUUGUGGGUUUAGUAACACUUUAAGUCAGGGGAGGGGAGAAAAAAGACAUUGGAGCGUGUGUGGACAUAUCUGGGAUUGGAGGUUGCCAAAACGGUACUUGCCUGACUGCAUUGUG
Messenger RNA from Staurois parvus, 406 nucleotides. The record is from the annotation of a GenBank genome assembly. NCBI's taxonomy places the organism in Eukaryota, Metazoa, Chordata, Amphibia, Anura, Ranidae.